Messenger RNA from Striga hermonthica, 1119 nucleotides. The record is from the annotation of a GenBank genome assembly. NCBI's taxonomy places the organism in Eukaryota, Viridiplantae, Streptophyta, Magnoliopsida, Lamiales, Orobanchaceae.
AUGAAACCAAUCAGAAUUACAGUUCCUUCCACCGUUGCAUUGAGCUUCGCCGUUUCGUCUUCUUCUCAAAGACUCAGCUGCUAUCUGCGCCUCCAAUCGAUCGAAUCCGAGCCUCAUCUCACCGCCGACAAGAUGCCCGCACAGAAGAUCGAAACCGGCCACAAUGACAUCAUCCAUGACGUGUCCAUGGACUACUACGGGAAGCGCGUGGCUACCGCCUCGUCCGACUCCACCAUAAAGAUCAUUGGACUCGGCCACAACUCCACUUCCCAGCACCUAGCAACCCUAACGGGCCAUCGUGGGCCCGUUUGGCAGGUGGCGUGGGCCCACCCCAAGUUCGGGUCGGCCCUCGCCUCAUGCUCGUACGACGGCCGAGUCAUCAUCUGGAAGGAAGUCUCCCAAAACGAGUGGACUCAGUCCCACUCGUUCGACGACCACAAGUCCUCGGUCAACUCCAUCGCGUGGGCCCCACACGAGCUCGGCCUCUGCCUCGCCUGUGCCUCGUCAGACGGCAGCAUCUCAGUCCACACGGCCCGGCCCGACGGCGGCGGAUGGGACACCACCCGGAUCGAGCGGGCCCACCCAGUCGGGGUGACCUCCGUCACGUGGGCCCCGGCGCUGGCCCUUGUUGGGCCCGACGGGUCGGAGCCCGUCCAGAAGCUGGCAUCGGGCGGGUGUGAUAAUACGGUUCGGAUUUGGAAGCUGGACAAUGGGAACUGGAAGAUGGACUGCUUCCCGGCCUUACAAAUGCACUCGGAUUGGGUUCGGGAUGUGUCGUGGGCCCCAAAUUUGGGCCUCCCAAAAUCGACGAUUGCUAGUGGUUCUCAGGAUGGGACGGUUGUGAUAUGGACUGUGGGGAAGGAGGGAGAGCAGUGGGAAGGAAAGGUCUUGAAGGACUUCAAGGCUCCCGUUUGGAGGGUUUCUUGGUCGUUGACUGGGAAUUUGCUGGCCGUGGCCUCUGAUGGUGACAAGAAUGCCUCUGGUGGUGACAAGAAUGUUACUCUGUGGAAGGAGGCUGUUGAUGGAGAGUGGCAAGAGCAGAAGAGCAAAAACGAAGAGGAAAAUAUCCAUGCAAUUGCUUCUCUCCCUGUAUUUUACUUACAUACUGCUGCAUUGUGA